GUCAUGGCGGACUGCCUUGGAUGAGAUUAUAGAAAAGAAAACACUAAUCAACAGUUUCCCGUACUUUUAUCUGUCAACCGCUGUGCAGGAUCUUGAGCUGCUAAGGUCAAUAUACUAAACUGGUUUCAUUUUAUUUGACUUGUGUUUUGUGGACUAGAGAUAAGUUCCUUAUUGUACUAUGCAGACGAUAAAGUGUGUGGUGGUAGGAGAUGGUGCUGUGGGUAAAACAUGUCUGCUAAUAUCAUAUACUACAAAUAAAUUUCCUUCUGAAUAUGUUCCAACUGUGUUUGAUAAUUAUGCUGUGACUGUAAUGAUUGGUGGUGAACCAUACACGUUAGGUCUCUUUGAUACUGCAGGACAAGAAGACUACGAUAGAUUGAGACCAUUAAGUUAUCCACAAACAGAUGUCUUCCUCGUGUGUUUCUCAGUUGUCUCACCAUCAUCAUUUGAAAAUGUUAAAGAAAAAUGGGUUCCCGAAAUAACACAUCACUGUCCGAAGACUCCAUUCCUACUUGUGGGUACUCAAGUUGAUUUACGUGAUGAUGCAAACACUGUAGAGAAACUACAAAAGAACAAACAGAAACCAACCACAGUGGAACAGGCAGAGAAAUCGGCCAAGGAACUCAAAGCAGUAAAAUAUGUAGAAUGUUCAGCUCUUACACAGAAAGGAUUGAAGAAUGUAUUUGAUGAAGCUAUUUUAGCUGCAUUGGAACCACCAGAACAGCCAAAGAAGAAGAAAUGUGUUCUCUUGUAGAUGUAAAAAUAGUUUACAGAGCAGUAACCAGAAAUUGAUCACACCCCUGGCUUUACUUACCCAUAUAAAGGACUUCAAAGUUUUAAAACAGGGUUGUUGUUGUUGAGAAAACAAAAGCCUACAACAGCUAACACAACAGUCUACAAUUAAAUGCCUGGUUCAUUUUUUAUUCUGCUAUCUACAUAUUUGUGGAAAUACUGUGAAAGCAUUUGGUUUCAUCAGGAAUUAAACUCCCUGAUAAGUUUAUUUCUGCUUAAGUUUAGUAAGUAAGACUACAAGUUCAAUGUGGUCUUCCGUGCACACAAGAUUUAAUGUUUUCACAGUACAAUGAAUCUCGCCUCUUGUAUCAUUAAUGACACUUAAUUGAGAUGCUCUGACCAGGCUUUUAAAUGUUCUCUUCUGUUAGGUUGAUUAGGUCAGACUCUGCUGAACACUCGCAUACACAGCUUAGAAUUACAAGUUGUAGUUACAUUGUCUCUUAAAUCAUGAUUGUAAAAACUGUACUGUGCAUGCUGUGUCUAAUGAUGAAUGCAGUUUGUGUGUAGAAUACAUACCCACACGAAAACAAUUCAGGCUUGAUUUGCAAAAUGAUUUCCAGAAUGUUAAUAAAAGAGAAACAUUAAAGUUAUUUGUCAACUGGCAUUUUUGUAGGCCAAUUGUAUGUACUUUUUUUAGCUGGUGCCAUUUUGACAAUUGCCUUUUCUGUUUUAUGUCUUGAAAUUAACCAGAGCAGUUUCUCUCAAAUAGUAAUGUUAUAACAUUUUAAAUUGAUUGCGUGAUAUUAAGUAUGCAACCUUGGCUUUGUAAACUCACCAUUGAUACUGUUGAUUUAUCUGGCUUUUCAAGGCUGUAAUACAGGGAGUCAUUAUUCAUAUUUAUUCACAAUGACUUAAACAAUGUUAGCAAUGAGUUGCCAUGGUUACACAAGGGCAGGUACCACAAUAUUGUAUCGGUUACUGAAAUUGAGCUAUAACAACUUUACCUAUUCCUCAUUUGCAUGUUUUGAAUAGAGUUGCUCGUGCUUUUUGAACAAAAGUGAGAUUGCAAUGAAGAUAUUUGGAUGUUUUGCGCCAAAGUGUCAAAGAAUAGAAAAGAGUGUCGAAAUAAAAUAAAAUGUACAUGGGAGUAAAAUGACGAUUUAUCAAAUUUUAAGUUUGUAGAUUUAAUUAAGCCACUUCAUAGUUUUGUAAUAGUAUGUGGACUGUCACUAAAAGAAGCAGUCUUCUAGAUGUAUGGUAGUGUGGUCAUUUUUCUUUAGCUGUCACAAAUGUCUGGGCUGUGCACCAUUAAUGUGCAGACUAGAUGUGAUUUUUUUGUUAAAUAAAGUCAACUCGCCGCCAUACUGACUGGCAGUUAUUCAUGUAUUGAUUGCAAAGGACACAAGUUAGCAAAACUGGAACAGUUUGUAUGGAGUGGAUUUCCACUCAAUGACCAGAGAGUAAAAUUGCUGAAAUAAAGUGCAAGAUUAUGUCAAAAAGUUGAGAACCAACCGCUCAUGCACUUGGGCAAGAGGGACUGUUUUGCAUUGUUUGUAACUUGAGACGUUGAUGGAUGACACUAAUGGAGAUCUGGGGGAAAAAAAUAUUGAGUAAACAUGCGACUCUUACAUGAAUCUGUGGUCAUUUUUGGCUGAAGAUGGGAAUCCAGUUUUGCUCUGUUGAGUUGACACCAUGAAAUCGUUUUGUGUUCUUCACCAUUGCUGUUCGCAAUCUUCCAAUUGAUAUAAAAAUAGCAUUUGUUCAAAUAGAUUAGAUUUUUUAAAGAAACCUUUUUGGGAGGAUGUCGUGUUUUUGCUAUUAUAAGUUGAUCUUACAGUGAUGUACUUUGUGUAAAUAGCGGUUUGCUGCCUUACUAGUAAAAGGACUGAUGGUUGUGCCUUUCUCUUGUACUUUAGUGUUUCCAUCUUGCUUGCAUCAGAAACAAAUGUCUUAUUUAUCCCGAUAUAUAGAUUGGCUUGUGUAGAAUCGUGACUUGGAAAUUUUAUUGACAAGUCUACAAGAUGGCAUCACAGGCAAGAGUAUAUUAGGGAGUGCUUACCUAGAGCCAUUUAAUUGCGGUUAAUGCACAUCUUUUUUUUUGUAUCUUUAACAUUGUAUAAAGUAAAGCUAUCAUUUCAAAACAA
Messenger RNA from Saccoglossus kowalevskii, 2876 nucleotides. It is a transcript of the gene Cdc42, whose product is annotated as cell division cycle 42. Gene Ontology annotation, molecular function: GTPase activity; GTP binding. The record is from RefSeq and is marked provisional. Gene Ontology annotation, biological process: small GTPase-mediated signal transduction. Lineage: Eukaryota; Metazoa; Hemichordata; Enteropneusta; Harrimaniidae.